Messenger RNA from Bursaphelenchus xylophilus (pine wood nematode), 8807 nucleotides. The record is from the annotation of a GenBank genome assembly. Lineage: Eukaryota; Metazoa; Nematoda; Chromadorea; Rhabditida; Aphelenchoididae.
AUGGCCGCAAGAUCGUGCGCUUGGCCACGUUCUUCUCCACAAGCGAACACUCAUCGCGGUCCUUUUGAUCGCGAUCUUCCUUUUUUACAAAAACUUGGCCAUUAUCGGGGCCAGAUCACUGUCCUGGAGUCGUUUUUCUCAGUUUCUGACGCCCAUCUUCUUCUGCCUGUAGGAUCGGUGGGAAGGCGGCUAAAUAGUAAGAGUAAUGAUGUCUUUUUGAGUGGAACGAAGCCGGCUUCGCGCGAGAAAAAUGCAAUUUCCAACGGGGCGAUUGGCGUCGCUGUUGUCUCGCUGGCGGAGUCGCAAAUUAUAUAUCGCGUCGCGUAAUUUGUAAGCUCUGUAAUUACGAUCCGUUUCCAGGGCAUGAUACUAGAUGAGUCGACGAAAAGAUAAAUGGCCCCAGUGGCCAGUUUUGUUUAUAUUUUCCUUUAUUUCUACAGUAAAUUCGGCCGAAAAUCCUCCAGAAUUCUCGCCGAUUGACUCGGCUGGUGUGAAUCCCACACAAAUCUGGCUGCCCGAGAGAUCUGCACUGAACAUAAAGUGUCCAUUGGUGAACAAAGUAUCGAGUAUUCAGUGGUUUAAAGACGGGAAACGGCUGAUUGGAGAGAAUGCCAUCUUUUACGACCAAGGAACCGUUUCCAGGGAGGAUUCUGGGUUCUAUCAGUGUUUGGCGACAAAUUCAAAGGGGUCUGCGUUCUCCUGGGGAAUGAAUGUUACUGUAGUUUGUAAGUUUUUUUUGAAAAAUUGAACGAAAAUUUUUUAAAAUUAAAAUUUUGGGAUUUUUUAAAAUUUUAUAAUAAAUGAUGACUAAUUUUUUACAUAGUUUAUUUUUUAGAUAUUGAUGGGUUUGCAGCCUCGACGGAGACCUCAGAAUGGCUUGUCAAGGACUUAAAUAGUUUUGUAAUCCGCCCUCCGGCUAUAAAAUCUAGUCCGAACCUCGGCCUCAGCUGGCGAUGGUUUAUUGGUGACGAAGAGGUAAUUUUUUAUAUUUGUGGUGCAAAGAAUGAGCACAUAUUAUGGCGAAAUCAUCGUAUUUUAAAAAUAAAUUACCGUAUCUUUUAGAUUUCUACAAACGACAACUAUUACGUAACAACCACGGGUACUUUGGUGGCCAUAAAUCCGAAGAAGAACACUUUCAAUUACAAGGUCCAAGUCCGCGAUCUCAAUUCCGGGAUCUUUGUCCACAAUUACAUCGUCAAACAAGACCCAACUUCUCUGGUUCGGGAGUCCAAAUUCCAAAUUCUUUAUGGUCCAACCGACCAAACGCUGAUCUCGGGCCGAGCCAAGCCAGUUUCCCUUCGAUCCACGGGGCCAGAUCUUUCGGAAGCCGCGAUUUUUGAGUGUAUUCCGUCUUUUCAAGGGAUCCUGCCGCCUGAAAUCAAGUGGUUUAUAGAUGCUCAGCCCGUUCUCGAGGAGAUAAAUGGAAUUCAUCUAGAGAACGAGGGACGGCGACUAAUCAUUUAUCCAAAUUCCCACCUAAUGGGACCCAAAUCUCAUACGGCAAAGAUCAAAUGUGCUGUGAGAAGUGGAGACGACGUUUAUAGUGAUUACGCGACGGCUGAAUUGAUGUAUCUAGGUGAGGAAUAGACAAGUCCAACUGUUUUACGUUUUACAAAAAGUUUUCUUUAUAAAAUCUCUAAUCUGAACCUUGUUUUAGAGUCUCCCAAGAUCGAUCUCUCACAAUUUCUCCAAAAUCGCCCUAUUUUCCGCGGCGACAACCUUCGGUUGAGUUGUCCCACAGAAAAAGGGUGGCCAAGACCCAAGAUCUCCUGGUAUCAUGAUGGAAAACUUGUAAGUUACUAGUAAUUGUAGUCAUCAUACAUACUAAUCAUCAUACUUUAGCUGGAGAAUUCUCCAACGAUCCUAAAAGUGAAUAGAAUAACCGAAAAUGACUACGGAAUCUACCAAUGUGUGGCAAAAAAUUCUGCUGGGCUGGACUUGGCGACAACCUAUGUUCAUGAACCUGGUAAGUCGCAAAAAAGUUUUUUUUUUGAAAACAAAGUGUAAAAGGUCUGCCUUCAAAAAAAUUUUGUCGAAGAAAAUGAUGACCAAAUUUUUUUCAGAUGACAAAAUGUUUGUCCGAGCUGCAGAUGAGUCGUCACAAGCCUUUGAAUUCCAAGAGCAACCAGAAGAUGUCUUCACGAAGCCAGGGAAAGAUGUUCUCUUCAAGUGUAAAACCUCCGAUCCCCAUAACAGCCGGAUCUCCUGGCGUUAUAACGAUGAGGCCUUGUUGAUGGACAAUCCAAGAUUGAACACUAAUCUCAGUUCCCUUGUCAUCCAUGACACUCACAAGGAGGAUUCUGGAGUCUAUACUUGUGUAGCGACUAAUCAAAACGGACAAGUUAUCAGGGCAUCGGCCGUGUUGGACGUCUCUGGUAAGGAAUUAAAAUCUUUUUGAAUAAAAUACGUUUCAAAAAUAAUUUUUUGUUACUUUAGGCUCCCAACUGAUCCAAGUGGGACCCUCAAAUCAAUCGCUUUUGAUCGGAACCAACAUCAAAAUGCCAUGUAUAAUAUCCGAGGAGGCCUUAUCUCGAGGGAAAGUCGAACCCAUCUGGUCGAAAAAUGUGAGUUAUUAAAUUUUUGACAUCAUGAUGACAUUUUUAUCUCAAUGUCACCAUUUUUUUAUUUUUUGACUCGGCGCCUAAGGGGAGUUUCCUUUGAAAUAACAUCAAUUCCGUUUUUUAUAAGCCCGUUUGAGAGUAUAAAGUUGCUUUCCUUUGUCAUCUGUCCAAACAAGAUUAAGGUCAAUCUCUCGUGGCCCGGAAAUGUCAAGAGUGCGCGAGCCUUUCCUUUUAGACCUUAUUUAAUGGCCACUGUCCACAAAACGGACGCCGUUUAUUGAUGGGAAUCCUAAAUUAAAACCCCUCGAGCAAACAAAAACAGACUUUUAAUUUGGCCAAUGUUUUAGGGCCAAUUAAUUCCGAAGAGCGGGGAUCCGAUGAGAAGAGUGAGCAUCGACGAGGACGGACAGUUGACCAUCAAUCAAGUGGGCCCGGAUAGCAUUGGGGUCUACAAAUGCACGGUGAAAAGCGGAAUGGAAGAGGAGAGUGUGGAAGCGUCGUUGCAGAUCAUCGGUAUAAGAAAAAACAAUCGAGAGAUAAACAAAAACAUUAUAAUCCUUUCAGAAAGACCAGGAAUGCCCGUUCAAGUCCAGGCCCAACUUAUAAAUGACAGUAUCCCCGCCAAAAUCAAAGUUUCUUGGCGUCCCGGCUUCGAUGGAAACUCUCCACUCAUAAAACAUGCCGUGGAAAUGAGAUUUGUUGGAAGUUCGGGUCUCUGGAAUGAUUGGGAGACGGUCGUGGACAACGUGAAUGCCGAGACUUGUUGCUCCGUCUUCAUCGACAACGUCCGUCCUUCCUCAACGGCCGAGUUUCGAGUGGUCGCCUUCAAUGUUCAUGGCCCUGGCCGUCCUUCUUUGUCCUCUAACAACGUCACCAUGCCCCAAUCCCCUCCGGCGGCUAGUCCCCGAUCAGUGGCGGCCAGUCCAAGGACCUCCAAUUCAGUGAUGGUCCAAUGGCAACCCCCUCCGCCAGAUCAAUGGAAUGGGGACAUUCUGGGAUAUAAUAUUCGAUACAGAUUGGCUGGGUAUAAUCUCCCAUGGCAAGAGAAAAAUGUCAGCAAAUCGGAUGCCAGAAACGCCCUUCUUGAGCAGUUGAUCACCUGGAGGGAUUAUGAAGUUCAAGUCGCUGCGUUUAAUAAUCGAGGAUUGGGGGUUUACAGUAAACCUAUUGAAGUUCAACCGUUGGAAGGAAGUAAGUUAUGUUGUAAUUGACAAUUAGAUGAGGAAAGUGUAUAAUAUUAACAAUUUUUGUAAUGAUUUUGGUUACUUUUAGCCCCAAUGGAAGCCCCUCACAACGUGCAGGUUACAGUACUCAGUUCAACGGAAGUUUUGGUCGAAUUUGAUCCACUUGAUCAACAAAUGAUCCCGGGAGUCAAUCAGGGAUAUAAAGUUGGUUUUAGAACUUCUUAAUCGCCUCGUGGAACAAUUUUUCAUACUAUGACAUCAUAAUUUUCAGAUUGAUUUCUGGAAAGGCGAAGUUGGCGGCCAAAAAUACCGGACUGUGAAAGUGGUCCCAGAUCAAACACGGCUCCGAGAAAAAGUGGAAGAUCUGGAGAAAUUUGGACAUUACAAUAUGACAGUAGUUUGUUACACGAAUGCGGGAGAUGGGCCGAGGAGUGAUCCGAUUGAGGUAGUAACCGAAGAGGAUGUCCCUGGCCCUGUCCCCUCCAUUUCUUUCGAUCAAGUUCAAUUUUCUUCGGUGGUUGUUCAAUGGGAAGCUCCUGUUGAACCAAAUGGAGUGCUGAUUAGUAAGUGUCUAUGCCAUUAUUUGGAAUAAUGUUCUAUUUCUUUGUAGAAUACAUCCUGCGCCAUUGGGAGACUUCCAAACCGGAUGACAAACAGACAAUCGAAGUGACCGCCGACCAGAAUAAUGUGACUGUUGAAGGCCUCAAAGCAUCCACCCAAUACUCAGUGGAUAUCCAGGCCCUGACAAAAGUGGGCGCCUCUCCUCGAACCGAAGCCAAAUUCGAAUCCGGGGUCCCUCCAGAACUCCCAGGCCGCCCAUCCGCCCUAACCAUCUCGGAUGUUGGCCCCAGAAGUGCCGUGCUUCAAUUCAUCCCCGGAUUUGAUGGCCAUUCUUAUAUCAAAAAGUGGAUUGUCGAAGCCAAAGUUGGAUCGUCUACUGUCUUCACUCAGAUCUUUAAUAUCACAGCGCCUAAGGCAAGGUCUUUCACCAUCAACAAGCUCCGUCCAUUCACCAAGUACCAGGUCCGGCUGAUUGCGGAGAAUAUCCGAGGUCGCGGGGCUCCUUCAGAUCCCAGCAGAUCCUUCGAAACCCAAGCCACGGAGCCAGAAAAUGCUCCGGAGAAAAUUUAUGCAGAGCCAGUGGCAUCAGAUAGAAUCCAACUUGUUUGGACUCCUCUUUUGCCCAAUCAUUGGAAUGGAGAACCUCGCGGAUAUGUCAUUUAUUACCGAGCGAUGAAACCCAAAAAACUCGGGGGCAACAGCCAAGAAAAGGAGGGAAAUAACAAUGAGUGGAUCACGGUAAAAACGUUGAAUCACAAGGCCAGUGAGAUGACUUUGUUGGACUUGGAGCCGUUCACUACUUAUCAGAUCAGAAUGGCGGCAGAAAAUUCGUUUGGACUGAGUGAAACUUCGACUGUAAUUACGGCUACUACUUACGAAAGCAGUCCCAGUGAAGGCCCGGAAAGUGUAAUUGUGGAUUUGCAUCAAAGUACAGUCCGAAUUCAGUGGGAUGAAGUCCCAUUGGAGCAUCGAAGAGGGAUGUUGGAGGGAUAUAAAGUGGAGUUAGUGCCGGAGGAUCAGAAUCUGAGGGGUUAUCACACUAAAGAGACGAUCAUCCCAAGUCCCGAGACCAAGAUGACAUACUUCCAAACCCGCGAUCUUCGACCUGCAACUGCUUAUAGAGUGUUUGUAUCAGCGUACAAUUUGGUUGGAGAGGGUCCACCUUCAUCUGAAAGUCCUCUAAUCCACACUCCGCCUGAUAUUCCGGAGCCUCCAAUUCAUGUGAAGUUCAGUAAAAUCUCGAAUAACAGCCUGAUUCUGAAGUGGGAAGCCCCUCUCAAUCCGAACGGAGUGAUCACCAAUUAUGUCCUCAGGCAUUGGAAGGCCGUAAAAGGAGAAGAGAGCGCUGUUUCGACCGUCCUACCCCACAGUAUCUACCAGUUUUCGGCCGCUUCCCUGAGUCCAGAUUCCAAUUAUAUUUUUGGAAUCAAAGCCCAAUCAGAAGUGGGUGUGAGCAAAGAAGUUCAGUUGGGAGUUAUCACUACCAAUCGAAAACUCAAUCUACCCUCUCCAAAGGCACCAAUUAGCAAGACGGUGGAUGCGGUGGGAGCAGAUAAUUUGUGGUGGCAUUUCGAGAUCCCGGAGGGAGAAGGAGAGGUCAGAGAGGUGGAAGUUCAGUACCAGAGGAAGAAUCAGGACUCUUGGAAUAGAUGGAGAAGGGCUAUUCUACCAGCCGAGGGAAAGUUCAAGAUAUCGGAGUGAGUUUUGAUAUCAGAUUUAGCAAGAAUAUUUUUCAUAUCUCAUCACAUCCAAGUACAACAUAAAAUUCUUUCAGCCUGAUCCCCAAUAUGGCAUAUCGAACACGGAUAAGGUAUAUUGGAGACAAUGAUGACACCACCUGGUCAGCCGAAUCGGAUUGGGCCAAGACUCUUGGCUCGGCUCCUAAAAUUGCCCCGGGCAAUGUAAGGGCCAAACCUUAUGAAGCCUCUUCGAUUCUUUUGGAAUGGAAUCCGAUAAAUGAGUUAGAAUGGAAUGCGGAUCAGAUUGGAUACAAGAUUCUCUAUCGGAUUUAUCAAUCGAAUAACACCUUCUUGUCCGAGACAUUGCCCUUGAUGGAGAGAAAUCCGAGUGAUGGAGUCGUCAGACAUGUUAUCCACAAACUUUCCAGGUAAGGAUUGUGUAGUCUAUGCUUAAAUGUCGUGAUAUUUCAGCUUUCAUCAUUACAUUGUCCAAGUCCAGAGUUACAAUAAGUUCGGGACUUCCCAGCCAUCAAAACCCCCGGCUUUUGUCUAUGUCGGAUAUUCGAUUCCUAAACAGGAUAUCAAAGAACUUCGAGUGGAAGCCCAGUCAAGCACUUCUAUGGAAGUCCAUUGGAAGCCUUGGGAGAGCAGUGACGAUGACGUCAUUUCUGGGUAUCGAGUCAGAUAUUCUCCGUUAUUGAGCUCGAUGUCUCCAGAAAUCGCGGCCGAAGCUGAAGGUGGAGAGAGUCUGGAAGAAGUGGUGGUUACUGAGAAUAACAGCCUCGUUCUGACUGAACUGAGGAAGUUCACAGAGUAUCAGGUAAGAGUGUCAUCAAAUAUUACGGUAACUUUUGUAAUAGGUAGUAGUCUUAACUGUGCAUGAUGAUUUCUGUAUUUCCAGAUCUCCGUGUCCGGUUAUAAUCGUGCUGGUGAUGGCCAAGCCUCCGUUGUCCGUGCUCGCACUCUCGAAGACACCCCCGGUCCUGUCGGGGAGCUCCAAUUCAGCGAUAUUCUCCUGGAUUCGGUGAAUGUCAGCUGGACUCCUCCUCAACAAACAAAUGGCCGAAUCACCGGCUAUUCCGUUACUUAUCGGACCUACAAAUUCUCCGAAGACUUUAGGAAGGAGAUUCAAGAGAAAACGUUGCUUCCUUUCCUUUUGGCGGACAAUUUGGAGGAGAAUACCACCUACUCUUUCACUGUCCAGGCCCGAACUUCGGUCGGAUUGGGAGUCCCGGUCUCCGGAAAUGUGACCAUCGGCUACAAUCGAGGUGCUCCUGGGGCUCCGACCAAGCCAAUUGUUCUGCCGGAACAGUCGAGUUUCCUUAUGAAAUGGAGCGACGGCCCUGAAGGCACAACUCCCAUAAAAGGAUAUUUGAUUCAGGCAAAGAGAGUCGGGAUUGCUUAUGAAGAUUUGAAUACAACCGAAGGAACUGUGGCCAGAAGGAAGAGGGGACUUGUGGACACCGAUCCGUACAGACCCCAACAUGUGAUCGGGGAAUGGGUGACCAUCUCGAAUGUUCUGGGCACUGAUAAUGAGUAUCGAAUUAGUUAUCGACAGCUGGAGCCCAGCAGUUACUACGUCUUCAGACUGUUCGCCAGAAACAAUUUGGGAAUUGGGUUACCCAGUGAGGCCUCGGAACAACUUCAUGUACCUGGUAAGGAACCAUACUGUAGUAGAUAAGUAUGAAUAGGAUCUGUUCCAAGAUUAUGUUAUCUCUUUUACAGUUCCUUUACUCCAAAAAUUUCAGCAUCAAUCCCUGAAGACCCAAUCUACACAACUUGGUGGUUCUUAAUCAUCGUGGCAUUAGUGUUGGUCAUCAUUGUUAUGUUAUUCGUCUUCUUAUUAUGCAUGAUCAAUCACAAAUCUGAUAAGAAGGAUGAGAAGAGCGAUGUUUUUGACACCCAUCAGCUGGCUGAUGGAUUUGUGGUGUCUUACGAACUCCAGAAUAAAAACAAAAGGUAAUACUAAAAUAAAUUUAGAAUGCUUUCACUUUAAAAUUAAACAAUGCUUUUCAACACUAACUAGUAGGAGAUAAAUUUAUGAAAAAUUUUUGCAGCCCGGUAGACCGCCCUCAAACCCACACUUCCUGGUUGUCAAACGAGAAUCUCAGACACAAUGAAGCGCCUUAUGGAUCCAUAGCUUCGGGGCUUAACAACAGACAGAAUCCCUACAGUACAAGUAGUGUUUAUCAUGCCUUGGCGACGGAUAAUGUCCCGGAGAUUCACCGGAAUAGCAAGCCAGUCAAAGCCGUUAAUCCUUAUGCCUCCAAGAAUCAGCUGAAUGUCUCUCCGCGGGCCAAUAAUUACUGGGCGAAGCCCCCAGUUCAGGUGGAUAUUGGACCGUACGGGACCAGAGUCAUCAAUGAAGAUCCCGCCGCUAAUGAAACGACUGACGAUGCAGAGAUUCAGGCGGAGAAAUCAUUCGCUGGACAUUAUCAAAGCAAUCCUCAGGAAGAGAACUAUCGAGCGACGUGGAAACGAAGUCGCGAAACAGAAAGACAGCGGGCCCAGAGUGGGCGGAAUGGAGGAUUCGCUACGAAUAAUCAUUCCCCGGUCUACCUACUGCCCAAUCGCCCGGAUUCGGAGGCUACAAAUGAGACUGGCCAGAGCGGUAAGUAGAUUUUAUAUAAAAUUUUACCAACUCAUCCUCAAAUUAAAUUCUCAAUAUUAUCUUAUCGUUUCCAGGUUCCGAUGAUCGAAACCCCUCAUCUCUAAAUAGUCAGCGCGAUUAUGAAGUGGGCGGGAUCAACCUCCGGACCGACUUCACUUCCCCCAAACACCAGACUUUCACGAAUGCCAACGGAUUCUCGUCUUUCGUCUGA